CGGGUGGUGGGCUGCGCGGCGACGGCGGAGAAGCUGGCGGAGAAGCUGCGGGCUCAGCAACGCGAAAAAUCGAGGGGCGAGGAGCCCAAAUCGCCGCUCUCGAGACGGGUCCGUCAACUUGACAGGUUCAGCAAGCAGCUCCAGCGGGUUCAUCCCAAUGUGCUGGCCAAAGCACUAAAGAAUGGGAUCCUGUACCAGAAUGAGAAAAUUGUGGUGAUUAACAAGCCUUAUGGCAUCCCUGUGCAUGGUGGACCUGGUGUCCGAAAUUGCAUCACUGAUGUUUUACCCAUUUUGGCAAAGAUGCUGCAUGGCAUGAAAGCUGAACCCCUGCACUUGUGUCACCGGCUGGAUAAGGAGACAACAGGUGUGAUGGUGCUAGCAAGGAACAGCGACAUAGCUUAUGAGAUCCAGCAUCUCUUUAAAACUCGUCAGGUGGAGAAGGAUUACAGGGCAAUCGUUGUGGGGGUCCCAGUCCCCUCAGAGGGGCUGGUGGAUAUUCCCAUUGUGGAGAAGGAAGUGCAGAGCCAUCAGUCCCACCAUAAGAUGACGCUGGCACCAAACUAUCGCCUGUCUUCUGAGGAAGGAAAGCUGGUCAAAGUGCGCAAGAACCGAGCUGCUCAGAGUGCAGCGACCCGAUACCGUGUUCUGGCUAGCUUUGCCUCUUGCUCCCUCCUGGAGCUCCAGCCGAUCACAGGAGUGAAGCACCAGCUUCGGGUCCAUUUGGCCUAUGGCCUGGGGUGUCCGGUCCUUGGGGAUCAUAAAUACUCGCACUGGAGCAAGCUGGCACCCCAGAAGCUGCCUGAGGAUGCCUUGAGGAGAUUGGGAUUGGAACAGGUGAAAGCACGUCACCUUCCCCUCCACCUGCAUGCCCAUAGGCUCGCCCUGCCGCUGGGGACCGGAGGGGACAAGCAGAUUGAUUUGGUCUGCAAGCUCCCUGUUUGCUUUAAAAUCUCAUUAGAACGGCUGAAGCUGAACGUCCCAGAAUUUCAAGAGAAGUGAGACAAGGCUGCAGCUGUCUGUCUGUCCCUACAGCUGCCGUGGAGCCAGUUCUGCUACGGAGUCUUGCUCCCCAGUUGCACAGGGCUACCUGCCUCGGAAGAAGCAAUGUGAGGAGAUCAGUAAUCUCUGCUGCUGAAGGAAAACAACAAUGGGACAGCGUGCGUUUUGGUUUGCUUGGCUGAUCUUAAGCUGUUCAGUUCCCCAAGGGAGGUUUGAGCAUCUGUGCAGAAACGUUACUGAAGUCAGGAAGAGCCCAGUAGUUUGCCAUUAAGGAUCCAGCAGAGGCUUGGCAGACACUGAUCAGAGAGGAGUCCAAACCCAAGAAGUAAACUUCUUUCCAAACAGUAAAUGAUCUGGUCUCAUUCUCAGCA
Molecule: messenger RNA, 1370 nt
Organism: Alligator sinensis (Chinese alligator)
Lineage: Eukaryota; Metazoa; Chordata; Crocodylia; Alligatoridae
Gene: RPUSD4
Product: RNA pseudouridylate synthase domain containing 4
Exons: 7
Biological process (GO): pseudouridine synthesis
Molecular function (GO): RNA binding; pseudouridine synthase activity
Source: RefSeq, a predicted model, not a curated record